Messenger RNA from Agrilus planipennis (emerald ash borer), 852 nucleotides. Its product is annotated as glycine-rich protein 23-like. The transcript has a single exon. NCBI's taxonomy places the organism in Eukaryota, Metazoa, Arthropoda, Insecta, Coleoptera, Buprestidae. The record is from RefSeq and is a predicted model, not a curated record. The coding region runs from base 1 to 852 and encodes 283 amino acids.
AUGUACUCCACCGUUUUAUCUGUUUUCGCAGUUCAACUAUUCGCUCAAAGUUUAGCCACUAUUGCAGGCCCAGGAGUUGGUAUUGGAGCUGGUCUCUCAGGAGUAAAUGCUUUCGGUAUUGGAAAUGCAUUGUUGGGUAAUGGAAUCAUUGGAGCUGGUUUACCUGGUGUCGUAAACGCAGAAGUUACUUCAGUUAAUGGACUUGGUGCUCUCCCAGGAGUAAAUGCUUUUGGUGUUGGAAAUGGAUUGUUGGGUAAUGGAAUCAUUGGAGCUGGUUUACCUGGUGUCAUAAACGCAGAAGUUACUUCAGUUAAUGGAAUUGGUGCUCUCCCAGGAGUAAAUGCUUUUGGUUUUGGAAAUGGAUUGUUGGGUAAUGGAAUCAUUGGAGCUGGCUUACCUGGUGUCGUAAAUGCAGAAGUUACUUCAGUUAAUGGACUUGGUGGUUUUGGUUUUGGUAGUGGAAUCCUUGGAAACGGUUUAGGAGGAAUACUUCCACCAUGUUCAUCUGUAGCCGGCCUAGGUUUGGCCAAUGGACUCGUCGGAGUUGGUGCUCCAGGUAUCGUGUCCACCGAAGUUACUUCACUUAAUGGACUUGGUGCUUAUCCAGGAUUAGCUGGAUUAGGUCUUGGCAAUGGAAUCCUUGGAGCUGAAUUCACUUCAAUCAAUGGACUUGGUCCUUUCCCAGGAGUAGGUUUGGGUUUGGGUAAUGGAUUGGUUGGAACUGGUUUCGGUUUUGGUAAUGGAAUCCUUGGAAGCGGAUUAGGUUUUGGCACUGGACUCGGUGGAUUGACAAACAUUGAAGUUAGUGGUCCCCUUGGAGUUGGAUUUGGAGUUGGUCCAUUCGGAUUGUAA